CACACACACACACACACACACACACACACACACACACACUUCCUUGUAGCACGCACACACUGCUUUCCAGGACCUGCCAUUUGUGGCAGAGGUACCAAGACAGGCUAGGCAGCAGAGCAGUGGCCAAACCCACACUGCUUCCACAACCCUGCUCUCAUCGGACUGGCUCCCACAGGCAGUUCUAAGGAGUGUGACCAGCUGAUUCCCACGCUGUGCCUGCCUCCUGAGUUACUCUGUUUUCUACUGCUGUAGGCAAGAAGCACUGCGAACACAGCCUCCCUGGCCUCUGUUCCAAAGAAGACGGCCCACUUACAACUCUGGAUUCUCGCUGGUGUGGCCGGUGCCCCAGAUUUCUCCCUGGAAUGGGUCUCAGGGAGACCAGCUUCAGCACAGGCUUGUCCCUGCUCCAGGUUCAAGAGGGAGGAUAAGGCAGGGCUGUGAGCAGCUCACUUGGACCCAUCCCAUGGGCUUCUCCCCAUACCGCCGACAUCCUCAUGUGCUUGGCUGGAGCUGCUGCAUAGCUUCCCAAGGAUGAGUGGUGAUGUUCUCUAGCUACACCUAGCAGCAUCGGCUUUCUCUGGAUGCACAGCAGCUGACCGAGACUUGGAACUUUCUCCGAGAUAGACAGUACUGGCAGUCAGAUAUGACUGUCCAGAAACUAGUGGCCACAGCUGUGCUGGUGGCCCUUGUCUCCCUCAUCCUUAACAAUGCAGCAGCAUUUACCCCCAACUGGGUGUACCAGACGCUGGAGGAUGGACGCAAGCGAAGUGUGGGGCUGUGGAGGUCCUGCUGGCUGAUGGACAGGGGUAAGGGAGGCACAAGCCCUGGGGCCCGAACUGGGCAGGCGGACACACAUGACUGCGAGGUGCUAGGAUGGGGCUCUGAGUCAGCAGGCUUCCAGGAGUCUCGAGGCACCGUAAAACUACAGUUUGACAUGAUGCGUGCUUGCAACCUGGUGGCCACAGCUGCGCUUGCUGUGGGUCAGCUAACCUUCGUCCUUGGGCUGUCGGGCCUGCCCCUGAUGUCACCAGAAUCUCAGUGCUGGGAGGAGGCAAUGGCCGCUGCAUUCCAGCUGGCAAGCUUUGUGCUGGUCAUCGGACUGGUGACCUUCUACAGAAUUGGUCCUUAUACCAACUUAUCUUGGUCUUGCUACCUGAACAUUGGUGCCUGCCUUCUAGCCACCCUGGCGGCUGCGAUGCUCAUCUGGAACAUUCUUCACCGGAGGGAGGACUGCAUGGCACCCAGGGUGAUUGUCAUCAGCCGUUCUCUGACAGCACGAUUUCGCCGUGGCUUGGAAAAUGACUAUGUGGAGUCGCCAUGCUGAGAAUACCCUUAUUGGGACUUUAUGAAUAACCGCUGUAAUGUCAUAGUCUAGAAACCAAUAGCCUGUCCCAAGCUCUGCUUGUGCAGAGGUGUGGGGUGAGUCUGGGUUACCUAUAUAUACAUAUGUAUGAUACUUAUGUACAUUUAUUAUGUUACAUAUGAAUAUAUUAUGUGUCUACAUGCCAUGUGUGCCACCCUGCUUCUGACACAAUCUUCCUUGGCCAGCACAGUACAGUUUCAUAUCAUGCAGGUUUAAAAGGUGGAGCCUAGACACUGAGGCAGGGAAGGAGGCAGUGUGGGCACCUUGCUCUCCACCUCCAUUUGGGAUUAAUUUAUUCUGUAUCUACUAAGAUGGCAUCCCUGGUUUACUUUUAUAAAGCAGAACAUCCAGGAAGCUUUUCAUGAAGGGUCUGAAUGAAAGAGAACUCAUGACAGGUGGUAAUGGUUUAGGCCAGAAUCAGGUAAUGGUUUAGGCCAGAAUCAGUUUCCUCCUAUUUGUCUAAGUUAAAAUACACACAAGCCUCUGAACUGUGUCUAAAACUUGUGCUUCAUAAACCCCAUCCGUAUUUCUAUAUUUCUCUGAGACUUUGGUGAGAUGACACUAAAAAAGACCUCCUUAAGGAUCCAGAGGAGACACAUACCCCAAUUCAGGGUUUGUGCAACCCAGAAGUCCACAUCUGUGAAGUCCAUAUUCCCGCACCCUGAAAAUAGGGCUGUCACAGUGCAUUAACAAACAGGAUGGAAAGGAUGAAACCCAAUAGCUUUUCCCAGGAAACCUUUGGCCUCCCUCCAGCUAGGGCAGGAUAGGCUAUUGGAUACCUCCAGGGGCCAUGCUGCUUUCAGACAGUCUGUGGCUCCCCAGAAAAUGUAUCAAACAUGUAACUCUGGAGUUGAAAAUGGUCCACAGAACCCAGAGCUGCCUGCCCACAUCUGUGACCAAGGCCCUGGUGCAUCCUUGCUAGAUAGCUCAUCAUGGCAUAUUCAACAAGAGGAAACUGGCACUAUCAGGACAUGAAAGCCAGGAGUGAGCUGCCCUCCUCUGCCUGCAUCUCCUAAUAAACGCCAAUUUUGUUGCUUUCACUCUUCUAGUGACGAAGGUUGAUCAGUUUAUAUUCUGAAGCCCAUCCUGUACCAAAGCUUUAUCUUUAGUCAGAACAAACAGUGAAACACUUGAAGAGACGAUGAUGACAUAUAAGCAUUUACAGACUGGCCAUAUGUAACACUCAGCACACUGUAGAAACGAGCAAGUACGUGUCCACGGUACAGCACAGAUUCAGGCAUUUGGCUAUGACUUCCUCCCACCUGUCUCUCCCUAUGAGACACACACAGUAGUAUUGUGUACAUGUCUAUAUGAAGCACACUAAAGGUCUACCAGUGGCCAUGCAGUCUGCUUUCCGCUGUAAUCAUGUCCACAGUAGAUGAAAGCUAUCCAGGAAAGAUUGGGCUAUGAUGUUUAGCCUUGUGGGUCACCUCCAAAUUAAAUGUCUACAUGGCCAGUGUGGGGGGAAAAACCUCCUAACUGUAAUAAAACCAGGCCUCAAUAAUUUUCACAGUAGAUGAAGGUUCCAUGAUAUCUUGAAAAGUACAAUCUGUGCUUCAAAAUAAUCACUGUAUGUAAGCUGAGGCAGGGAAUUUAUUCCAAGCAUUUCUUUUCUUCUUUAAAAAAAUAUAAUUUAUUUUUAUUUUA
Messenger RNA from Mesocricetus auratus (golden hamster), 3010 nucleotides. RefSeq names its product transmembrane protein 204 (gene Tmem204). NCBI's taxonomy places the organism in Eukaryota, Metazoa, Chordata, Mammalia, Rodentia, Cricetidae. The coding region runs from base 644 to 1324 and encodes 226 amino acids. The transcript is spliced from 3 exons. The record is from RefSeq and is a predicted model, not a curated record.